AUGGAGAAAGCUGAAAAGCUUUGCCAAGAUGAGCACACGCUUGAUGGAACAGUAGAUCGCCAUGGAAGGCCUGCAAUUCGAGCAAGCAGUGGAUCGUGGUUUGCUGGUAUUUUGUUACUAGUGAACCAAGGCCUUUGUACACUUGCAUUCUAUGGAGUUGGUGUGAAUCUUGUAUUGUUCCUCACACGAGUAAUCGGGCAAGACAACUCGAGCGCGGCAAAUGAUGUAAGCAAAUGGACCGGCACUGUCUACCUCUUCUCGCUAUUCGGCGCCUUUCUCAGCGACUCUUAUUGGGGACGAUACAAAACUUGCGCCAUUUUUCAAGCCAUAUUUAUUGUCGGAUUGGUGUCCUUGUCACUAUCAUCCUACUUUUUCUUAGUAAAGCCCGACGGUUGUGGCGACGGGAGCGCCCCAUGUGGGCCCCACUCAACCGUCGAGACCAUCCUAUUCUACCUCUCGAUUUACCUCGUCGCCCUCGGAAACGGAGGCUACCAGCCCAACGUCGCGACUUUUGGAGCUGACCAAUUUGACGAGGAACAUCCGGUCGAGAGCCACUCGAAGGUGGCCUUCUUCAGCUACUUCUAUUUGGCCCUAAACCUCGGGAUGUUGGGCUCCAACACUAUAUUGGGCUACUUGGAGAACGAGGGCAUGUGGGCCCUCGGGUUCUGGGCCUCCGCUGGCUCGGCUAUAGCCGCAUUGGUGCUGUUUUUGGUGGGGAGGCCGAGGUAUCGGCAUUUCGUGCCCAAGGGGAACCCUUGGAAAAUGUUCUGCCAAGUGAUUAUUGCGGCUUUGAGAAAAUGGCGGGUCGAGGUGCCGUUGGGUGGCGGCGGUUUGUAUGAAGAGGAAGAGUGUGGCUCGGAGUAUGAUAAUGGUGCAAGGAAAAUUCUACAUAGUGAUGGGUUCAAAUUCUUGGACAAGGCGGCGAUCGAGACCUCGACGGACUAUGCCGCCGGCAUUGGCCGCGACCCGUGGCGGCUGUGCACGGUGACCCAAGUGGAGGAAGUGAAGACCAUAGGGAGGCUCAUCCCCAUAUGGCUCUGCACCAUCAUCUUCUCCCUAGUCUACACACAAAUGACCUCAAUCUUCAUCGAGCAAGGGGCCGCUAUGGACAAUCGCCUCGCCGGAUUCCGGGUACCUCCGGCCAGCAUGUCUGCCUUCGAGAUCGUCAGUGCCGCCGCCUUUAUCCUCAUCCACCGCCGCGCGGUCGAUCCAGCCAUGGCCAGCCUCCGGAAGUCCGGCGGUGGCCUGACGGAGAUCGAGCGGAUGGGUGUCGGGCUGGCGGUUGCCGUCAUGUCCAUGGUGGCUGCCGGCGUAGUCGAGCAUUUUCGGAUGAUGGACGCGGUGCCACAGUAUGUCUUCAUCGGUGUUUCCGAAAUCUACAUGUUGGUCGGGCAACUAGAGUUCUUCAACGGUCAAGUGCCCGAUGGACUAAGGAGCUUCGGAAGCGCGCUUAGCAUGACUUCGAUCUCGUUGGGGAACUACGCGAGUAGUUUGAUUCUAACCAUUGUAACCCAAAUUUCAACCUCAGGUGGUGACCCUGGUUGGAUUCCUAGGAACCUUAACCGUGGCCAUUUAGACAACUUUUUCUAUCUUCUAGCGAUACUGACGGCAGCCGACCUCAUGGUUUAUAUCGUGUGUGCAAAGGCGUAUAAGUACACGAGGUUCGAGGAACGGAGCAAUCAUUUCUUCACUACCCCCACCGGCGACGAGCUGACGCAAGAGAUGGCGGCGAGACGGAGAGCGGUGGCCGCGCUACCGACCAUUGUGCGAGCGCUAAAGAAGGAGGUUCCGCCGCGGCACCAUACGGCGCUACCGUCGUUGAGGAGAGCUUUCUCUCUCUACGAUCAGAUCAAUCUCAUCGAUAAAGUCCCCGACGACCAGCUCCGUUUUCAAGAGUUCGACGACACAGGGUUCAAGGUAAAUGGAGUCAAGUAUGAGGGCAGCUUACUUUGUGUAGGAAAUUUGAUAACGUCUUGGGCUCCCAAAAAAUUCGCAGAUAUCACUGCUGAAAGCUUUCUAGUAGUGCGAUAUGAUCAAAAGCGUAGUUAUGAGAGAGUCUUUAACUAUUGCAUUAAUCAAAGAACCUUACGGAAGAUUGUUCAUGGCAACUUCCUUUUAGCUGUUUCUAUUUUAAGUUCGUCUUCGAAGUGUAGCUUCAUAAUGCCUCCUGAUGUGGCUCUGCUAUCCUUAUCCAUUUUCAAGACACUGCACCCAGUACCAGAGAUUUUGAUUCUCGGAUGUGGAAGGUAUACACAGCCCGUAAAACCUGAACUUCGUGACUUUGUUCGCUCCACGGGCAUGAAAUUAGAAGCAGUUGACUCAAGGAAUGCAGCCUCGACAUAUAACAUAUUGAAUGAAGAAGGAAGGAUAGUAGCAGCGGCUCUUAUUCCAUAUGGAGAUUACUGAACUAAUGGCUAGGUACAGUUUUACACAGUCCAUUCUAAUGCUUUACUGAAAAGUGGGUAAUAAUAUUACAGUAACCUCGUGAUACUUGUGAAUUGAACUGGAAUACUGGGCUCUACAUUAUUCCAAUCUGAGCACACAACCUGGGG
Striga asiatica is the source of this 2552-nucleotide messenger RNA. The record is from the annotation of a GenBank genome assembly. NCBI's taxonomy places the organism in Eukaryota, Viridiplantae, Streptophyta, Magnoliopsida, Lamiales, Orobanchaceae.